AAUCAAACUCGUACAUAACCAAGUAAUGGUCAAGUUCAAGACUGGACAAAGUACAGCAUGUCGGUGACCAAUUCAAGAACAUAGGCGACUUUAGAGAUACCGCGAGGGACAAGAGUGCCGUCGGGUAUACUGUUUGUGGACAUACAUUCUUACUGAUCCAAUGCAUUGGUUGAUAGUGUUCUGGGAACCAUCUGUUGACAGCAAGGAACAUUGAAGUCCCUUUCACAAUGGAGACGGACCUGUAUGACGAGUUUGGGAACUACAUUGGGCCAGAACUAGACUCUGAUGAGGAUGAUGAUCUGGAGGCAGAUGACAGAGAUGUGGAUGAGGCUGAUGAGGAUGAUGAGGAUGAGCCGGCUGAUGCUGAUGAAGAUGUCCCAGGAAUGGAGGUAGUUCUGCACGAGGAUAAGAAAUACUAUCCUACAGCAGAGGAAGUGUACGGGCCGGAGGUGGAAACUUUAGUCCAGGAAGAGGACGCACAGCCCCUCACAGAACCCAUCAUCAAGCCUGUAAGGAACAAGCAGUUCACUCUGAUGGAACAGGAGCUACCUUCCACUGUUUAUGACAUGGAGUUCCUGGCUGACCUAAUGGACAGUCCCGAGCUAAUCCGUAACGUCACCCUGUGUGGCCACCUACAUCACGGCAAGACGUGUUUCGUGGACUGCCUGAUUGAACAGACACACCCAGAGAUCAGGAAGCGAGACGACAUGGAUCUCCGUUACACAGAUAUCCUCUUCACUGAGCAGGAGCGAGGGGUUGGUAUCAAGAGCACCCCCGUCACAAUGGUUCUUCCAGACUCUAGAGGCAAAUCCUUCCUCUUCAACAUCAUGGACACACCAGGCCACGUCAACUUUUCGGAUGAGGUGACCUCAGGCAUCCGACUCUCCGACGGCAUCGUGCUUUUCAUUGACGCAGCAGAAGGAGUGAUGUUGAACACCGAGCGUCUGAUCAAGCACGCAGUCCAGGAGCGUCUGGCCAUCACCAUCUGCAUCAACAAGGUGGACCGCCUCAUCGUGGAGCUCAAGCUGCCCCCUACAGACGCCUACUACAAACUACGCCACAUAGUGGACGAGGUCAACGCCAUGCUCAGCACCUACUCUACAGAUGAGAACCUGGUGGUGUCUCCUCUCUUGGGGAACGUGUGUUUCGCCAGCUCUCAGUACUGCGUUUGCUUCACCCUGGGCUCCUUCGCCAAGAUCUACUCUGACACCUACGGUGACAUCAACUACACAGAGUUUGCCAAGAGGCUGUGGGGAGACAUUUACUUCAACCCCAAAACGCGCAAGUUCACCAAGAAAGCCCCCACCAGUAACUCCCAGCGUAGCUUUGUGGAGUUUGUGCUGGAGCCUCUGUACAAGAUCCUAUCCCAGGUGGUGGGUGACUGUGACACGUCUCUGCCUCGGGUGCUAGAUGAGCUGGGCAUCCACCUGGUCAAAGAGGAGCUGAAGCUCAACAUCAGACCUCUACUCAGGCUGGUCUGUAAGCGCUUCUUUGGAGAGUUCACCGGCUUCGUGGACAUGUGCGUGCAGCACAUCCCCUCACCACAGGGGGGCGCCAAGAACAAGAUAGAGCACAGCUACACUGGAGGACUGGACUCAGACCUGGGGGAGGCCAUGGCAGAAUGCGACCCUGAUGGUCCUCUGAUGUGCCACACCACUAAGAUGUACAGUACUGAGGACGGGGUGCAGUUCCAUGCGUUCGGCCGGGUGCUGAGCGGUACCAUCCAGGCGGGCCAGCCAGUCAAGGUGCUGGGCGAGAACUACACUCUGGAGGACGAGGAGGACUCGCAGAUCUGCACGGUGGGACGUCUCUGGAUCAACGUCGCCAGGUACCAGAUAGAGGUGAACCGUGUGCCUGCUGGCAACUGGGUUCUCAUUGAGGGCUGUGACCAGCCCAUCGUCAAGACAGCCACCAUCACCGAGCCCAGAGGGAACGAGGAGGCCCAGAUCUUCCGGCCGCUCAAGUUCAACACGGCGUCUGUCAUCAAGAUCGCUGUGGAGCCAGUCAACCCGUCAGAGCUGCCCAAGAUGUUGGACGGACUGCGGAAGGUCAAUAAGAGCUACCCCUCCCUCACCACCAAGGUGGAGGAGUCAGGGGAACAUGUUAUCCUGGGUACCGGGGAACUCUACCUGGACUGUGUCAUGCACGACCUGCGGAAGAUGUACUCUGAGAUCGACAUCAAGGUGGCGGACCCUGUGGUGACCUUCUGUGAGACAGUAGUGGAGACGUCGUCUCUCAAGUGCUUUGCCGAGACGCCGAACAAGAAGAAUAAGAUCACCAUGAUUGCCGAGCCUCUGGAAAAGGGCCUGGCUGAGGACAUAGAGAACGAGGUGGUGCAGAUCACAUGGAACAGGAAGAAGCUGGGAGAGUUUUUCCAGACCAAGUAUGACUGGGAUCUGCUAGCUGCCAGGUCUAUCUGGGCCUUUGGGCCCGACACCACCGGGCCUAACAUCCUGGUAGAUGACACCCUGCCUUCUGAGGUGGACAAGGCUCUGCUGGGCUCUGUUAAGGACAGCAUCGUCCAGGGCUUCCAAUGGGGCACCAGGGAGGGGCCUCUGUGUGAUGAACCGAUCAGAAACGUGAAGUUUAAGAUCCUGGAUGCGGUCAUAGCGCAGGAGCCUCUACACAGAGGAGGAGGACAGGUCAUCCCCACAGCCAGGAGAGUGGUGUACUCUGCCUUCCUCAUGGCCACCCCCAGGUUGAUGGAGCCCUAUUACUUUGUCGAGGUCCAGGCCCCAGCUGACUGUGUGUCUGCUGUGUACACAGUACUGGCCAGACGGAGAGGUCAUGUGACCCAGGACGCCCCCAUCCCCGGGUCUCCCCUCUACACAAUCAAGGCCUUCAUCCCGGCCAUCGACUCGUUUGGCUUCGAGACUGACCUGAGAACACACACACAGGGACAGGCCUUCUCCCUGUCCGUCUUCCACCACUGGCAGAUUGUCCCUGGUGACCCCCUGGACAAGAGCAUUGUGAUCAGGCCUCUGGAGCCCCAGCCUGCCCCUCACCUGGCCAGAGAGUUCAUGAUCAAGACCCGCCGGCGCAAGGGUCUGAGUGAGGAUGUGAGCAUCAGCAAGUUCUUCGACGACCCUAUGUUGUUGGAGCUGGCCAAGCAGGACGUGGUGCUCAACUACCCCAUGUGAGGUGUCAGGAGACGGGGAGACAACGACCGGGGUGCUCCCCUCGUCCACCAGCACCACAAGCAACAUCCCCACACCACAUCGUAUGGGACUCAAAACCCCACUGAGGUGGGUUGGACAUUGUCACAGAGGGAAGCAGGGUCUGCCGGUUUUGUUUCCUGCCUCCAUAUUGGCGAUUUCUGUGGACUUUGUUAACCAGGUGAGGUCACGUACCCUCAUCAUUAAGUUAAUCAAUGAAGCACUGAUAUGGAACCCGACAGACCCUGGAAUCUCCUGUUAAGACUUUGCCCACCCGUGCUCUCCUUCUAAGAGGGACUUUUCAUUCUGAUAUAACGGCAUCUACGGUUGUAGGGGUUGGCGUGAUGUGGGAUAGCAUCGUCUCUGACACCUCUCGUCAUCAGUGAGUAAUACUGCUGAGGUGUUUCCUCUCAUCAAUGUCUUCUGCUUAUUUUUUUUGACAUGUAUAAAUUCCCAAAUAUUUUGUAGAUGUAAGAUGACUUGAAAGCAGGCUUGUGUGUUUGAUGGGUUUUUAAAAUUUUUGAAAUUGGAUGUCUUGCGUCUGGUGUUGGCCUGUUUUGAGUCAAAUAAAAAAUAUGCCUGUGAAA
Oncorhynchus kisutch (coho salmon) is the source of this 3742-nucleotide messenger RNA. Its product is annotated as 116 kDa U5 small nuclear ribonucleoprotein component. The record is from RefSeq and is a predicted model, not a curated record. Bases 228 to 3140 code for a protein of 970 amino acids. Gene Ontology annotation, biological process: mRNA splicing, via spliceosome. NCBI's taxonomy places the organism in Eukaryota, Metazoa, Chordata, Actinopteri, Salmoniformes, Salmonidae. The transcript has 27 exons. Gene Ontology annotation, molecular function: GTP binding; U5 snRNA binding; GTPase activity. Gene Ontology annotation, cellular component: U2-type catalytic step 2 spliceosome; cytosol; U4/U6 x U5 tri-snRNP complex.